Perca fluviatilis (European perch) is the source of this 3334-nucleotide messenger RNA. It is a transcript of the gene rapsn, whose product is annotated as receptor-associated protein of the synapse, 43kD. The record is from RefSeq and is a predicted model, not a curated record. Bases 1 to 1272 code for a protein of 423 amino acids. NCBI's taxonomy places the organism in Eukaryota, Metazoa, Chordata, Actinopteri, Perciformes, Percidae. Gene Ontology annotation, biological process: chemical synaptic transmission. The transcript is spliced from 8 exons. Gene Ontology annotation, molecular function: protein-membrane adaptor activity; acetylcholine receptor binding. Gene Ontology annotation, cellular component: synapse.
AUGAAUAUUUUUAUGAGGCGCCUUGCACCAGAGAUGGGCCAGGACCAAACCAAGCAGCAGAUAGAGAAGGGCCUGAGGUUGUAUCAGUCCAAUCAGACAGACAAAGCCCUGCAUGUCUGGACAAAAGUGCUGGAGAAGACCUCAGAUCCUGGAGGGAAGUUUCGGGUGUUGGGGUGCCUGAUCACAGCUCACUCAGAAAUGGGAAAAUAUAAAGAUAUGCUCAAGUACGCUCUAGAUCAAAUCGACACAGCCAGAGAAAUGGAGGACCCAGACUACCUGACGGAGGGCUACCUGAACUUGGCGCGCAGCAACGAGAAGCUGUGCGACUUCCAGAAAACUGUGUCCUAUUGUAAGACCUGCUUAAACAUGCAGGGAACCACUGUCAGCCUGCAGCUCAACGGCCAGGUAUGUCUUAGCAUGGGCAAUGCCUUCCUGGGCCUCAGUGUCUUCCAGAAAGCUUUGGAGAGCUACGAGAAGGCCCUUCGCUACGCACACAACAACGAUGACAAGAUGCUGGAGUGCAGAGUCUGCUGCAGUCUGGGAAACAUCUAUGUCCACCUUAAGGACUAUGAGAAAGCCCUGUUCUUUCCCUGCAAAGCAGCUGAGCUGGUCAAUGACUACGGCAAGGGUUGGAGCCUCAAGUAUCGAGCCAUGAGCCAGUACCACAUGUCUGUCGCCUACAGGAAACUGGAGCGCCUGCCAGACGCCAUGGAGUGCUGUGAGGAAUCUAUGAAGAUUGCUCUGCAGCACGGUGACCGUCCUCUGCAGGCUCUGUGCUUACUAAACUUUGCAGACAUACACCGCUGCAGGCGUGACGCUGAUAAAGCAUUCCCUCGCUACGAGUCUGCACUGGGUAUCAUGACUGAGAUCGGAAACCGUCUCGGACAAUCACAAGUCUACCUGGGAGUUGCAAAGUGUUGGCUUCUGCAGAAAGAAUUUGACAAGGCUCUUGAUUCUUUGCAGCGAGCACAGGAAUUGGCAGAUGGGAUGGGAAACAAGCUGUGUACGCUAAAGGUGCACUGCCUGAGUGAAGGGAUUUAUCGGAGCCGGGGGCAGCAGGAGGAGCUCAGAGAGCAGGUGGUGAAGUUCCUGCAGUGUGUCGAGGAGCUGGAGCUCUACUGCGGCAUGUGUGGAGAGUCCAUCGGGGACAGGGACCAAAAACUGCAGGCCUUACCCUGUUCCCACAUUUUCCAUCUCAAGUGUCUGCAGACAAACGGGACAAAGGGUUGUCCUAAAUGUUUCAAGUCCUCAAUGAAACCUGGAUUUGUGUGAUUGUGAGACUGUGUUUGUGCGUUGGAUCCGCAGACACAGCGUGAAGCCUCCCAGGCUCCUGACUGAUCUGAGAGAAGCAGGCAGCCUCGGGAUGUGCUGAAGAUGUUUGAGGAGUAAUAAUUCACUGCUCUGUGAAGAGGAUGCUGAACCGAACCCAGAGUGUGGCUCUGAGGACACAUUCAAGGCAUCCAUCUUAUUAACAGACAUCAGUCUGUGAGUUACAGCUGGCUGAGGAGGUAUAAACGACAGUGUUACAUUUUAAUUCAAGCUGCAGAAGAAAGAGCCUAUAUUGUCUCUGAUGACUGGACUUUUUGUUGCAGAAUUUAAAUCUAGAGGAAUAUGGACCGUCCAAAGAGCAUUUAUAACUUGUCAUUGCUAUUUCAUGCAUUAGAAUUGUUUUUCGUAAAUCAAGAUGAAAUGAUCUUCAGUGAUCUGAGUCGCAGGGUUUGUUGUUCAUAGUCUGAUUACCUUUUACACAACAUCCACUUUUUCUUUUAUCAACAAUUUUUUUUUAUCAGAACACAGAGCCAUUUCUGAAUUUAACUAAUUUCAUACAUGGUAUAUUUAUUAUUGUAUUCAUGUACAUUCUAUUCUCAUGUUAAUUUGUUUAAAAGGUUUGAUUUAUUUGAGGUGUUUUGUAAAACCUAAAAUGCGCUAAAAUCUCUUAACCAUUCAAAAACUAGUAUGUCUUUACAGAACAGGUUCAUGCAGCUGUUUCUUUCCUUAUUCACUGAGAUUAAGGAGCCGGAUCAACACACAUUGUGUUCAUAGAAAUUCCUUUUCUGUCCAUGUUUUACUCUUAAGUCUGACAUCAACGUAUUGUUGCAAUUUAAGGACAAAUAUCGUUGAGAAGGAAACCUAUUGGGAAAGGAUCUUCUUUGACCAAUUACACACUUGUCAGAUAACUAUUUAGAGGAGAUACAGUAUGUUUUAAUGUAGUGUUUUCAUUUGUAGUCAUGUAAAUAUUGAUUGGUAAAAUGUCAGUAGUCAGAUUGAGAUCAUUUACUUGCAGAGGCAUUGUAAGGUGGUUUUAGGGAGAAAGCCAAAAAAAACUAUCACUUCAGUUAAUGUUGCAUGUAUUUACAAUGCCAAGCAGCACAGGAUUACAUCAAAUGAUGUAUCCAUGUAACUUUAUUUACUUAUUUCGGAAUUGUUUAUUAUAGUAUUUCUUAAUAUUCAGUGGCUUUUAUCAUUCAUAUUCCUUAUAUAUUUGUUCAAUUUAUUUGAGAUAUAUUGUGAUUUGGGACAAAAAAAAAAAGCCAUGUCAAAUAAAAAUCAUUGUGGCUGAAACAAGGUUUUUUAUAUACAGUCGGUUUUCCUCAAACUGUAAACGCUUACUAAAUUUUAGUAAGACUAGUUGCAGUGUACAAAAGUACUCUUUUAAAAAACCUUGAUGUGAAACACAUAAGUUCAAUCAUAUGGUGAAAACAGGAUAAAUUGUUGGUGCUGCGGGGACAAAAUCAUUUCUUUAUUAACCCUUUUUGAAACAUUCAUAAUGAAAGCAAACUUAUAUAACCGAACUUGAGGAAUAAACACAAUACUGCAGCUUUAAAACAUGAAGUAUUUUGUACUCUCUCUAUACAACGUGAGUAGGUUGACAGCAUGAGAAGAGAGACCAACACAUUUACUUUUACUGCACAAGCACUUAUGUUUCUCACACAUCACUGCUGGACCUCACUUUCUGAACAGCGCCUGGUUCUUGUUUGAGGUCCCUGCAUCGAAUAUAAUGUUGAUUCACUGUCUGUUUACCUGUAGUACAGCCAAUGUCAAACUCUUGUAAAGCAUGGACAUUGUCUAUACUUUUUAUUCUUGGUUCUGGGGUAUAAAUAAGAUCAUCAUUCAUCUUUAACUACCUCUGUUUUUGCCUCUAAGCUUUGCCCUCAGAGGAUUAAUGCAGCAAUAACACAACAUUUAACUACAUGUAGAAUUAUGUUUUUCUAGACAUCAUGUUGAUACAAUCAUGGUUUAAUGUCUGACUAAAAUGCAUUGUUAAUAUAUUUAUGCAUUGAGUCAAACCAUGUUACUUUGUUGAAUAUGGAAAAUAAAGUGCACCGAAAGUGAA